UCUGCUUUCGGCCGCGGUAGCGGGAGCGUCGGCUUCUGGAAACCGUUCUCCGAGAACGAAUCGAGUUGUGAUUUUUUAUCUUGUGCUUUAGUUCGAUUUGUGUUGACUGAUUUUCGUACGCCGCACGCUCGGAUUGCCUCCCAAGGAUUGACAAGGGAACUGUAUUUUUUUUUGUAAAUGUGACGAAAAUUUGGACGAUUUCGCGAAGUUAACAUGACCGUUACAGUUGGAUUGUGUUUAUGAUAAGCGGAAAGCUCCGCCUGAAACUUGAAAUCUAAAGAGGAAUACCAAAGAAGAUGUGUGCCAAAAUGUUGUUUAGUUUUUCCAUAUUUUCUGUAAUACUGUCAUGGAUUGGAGUUUUAGCUGAAGUGGAGGUGUCCUCGCCGCUGCGAGUAGCGCAAUGUAGAGCUACGUGUUUACAAAAGUUCGCGACGCCGCGACCCAGCGGGGAGUCGUCGUGUCUUCAGGGCCCAGACUGUUUUAUGUGUUGGGAGAAUUGCGAGCUGCUCCAGUCAAACUAUCAAGUUUGGGGCGCUGUGUGUGACGAGAAAGAUAUUUGUUUCCCCGGUUGCAAAGUCGCGUGCGAAUUCCACUCGGAGGCAGCACGUGCGUCGCAAACGCAGCCCGUCAUCCACACGAAGGGCGAGGGGGUGAUGAGGGUGAGCGGGGCCCUCGCAAGAUGGCCGCCGCCUGCCCCGCGCGCCGCCUCCCGCCCCGCUCCCCUCGUUUACGUCGUCAUGCGACGAGCAGCCGAAGGGCCAUGGCGACAAAUCAUCCAAACGCAACUGCUCGCUACACGAGUCCCUUCCAACAACGAAGGAGCACUCCUCAGAGUCUUAGUGGUAGACCCGCAAGGACUAGUCACCAUCUACAGCCCAGACGAAACCUGGGUCGCUCACGACACCAACACCUCUAACCAUGACGAACACAAAUGGACUUUGAAAGAGAUCUCACUCAUCCAUCAGAAGGUUCUCGUCAUCGGGGAAAUCGCAUGGGAACCGAGAAUAGCUAGAGGAGUAUAUUUAGUGACAUGGGAAGUCGACGGUGGUGGACUCAAGGGUAAUCUAUUCACUGACUCUACAAGAGUGACUCUCUCGUUGUGGCCUGAUACCAUCUACCAUAUACAAGUGGAGCUCGUGUCUCGCACACCAGGUGUUGACAAUGAGAGGUCUGAGACCAUGACCAUUGACACGAGUCGAGCUCAACGCGUCUCGACUGAGAGCGUGCAGGAUGUCCAAGUCAGCGAGGGGGACCGACUCAUGUCGGUCCUCGUCAGCUCUAUGCGAGGGGAAAGGAUGCCAGAGCGAGCACCUGACUCUGAAUUAGUUUUAGGUUUCUUAUCAGCCAUGAUUGCUUUUGGCUUGGCGGUGCUAGCUGCUAUUGUGUGGAGGCGGAGACGACGAGGCACCUUCCCAGGGACCAAUGUGUAUGUGGGAUCAUCAUCAGUGCUCAAGAGGAAGCUGGUGGAGGAUUUCGUGCCAACAGCACACUGCGUCCAGCCAGUCCUGGCCCCUGAAGCGCCUUCCAACGAGACGGCGACGCGUGAUGUGGUUGUGUGACGUCAUAGUUUCGACAUGCUGUCCAUAGAACACCGCACUUUCAGUUCCUAAACAAAAUUUUGGACGAAAUUAUAUCGCGUUAACAAAACUGUAGUGGAGUUUGCGUUACACAAAUGGGUCGGACGUGUGAAAGUGAACACAGAAUCGUAAUAUACGAGCUCUGAAAUUAACUUUUGUGUUUAAUGUUAUUCAGUUGUAAUAAACUUUGAACUCACUGUGAAAUAUGCCGCUGUAAUAAAACACCUAUUGUGAAUUUUUUGUAUGUAGUUUUAGGGAAAAUGUAAAUUGAGAAAAAUAUUCUAAUGUAUUUAUGAAAACACAGUAAGGUUAACACCAGAAAAUAUAGUAAUGUACAUAUGUUAAGAGCAGAUAGUGAAAACAUAAUUUUCUAAUUAUAAAAAUUGGUUUAUAUACUGCUUGUACAUAAUGGAUAUAAUAUGUGUACCUACCGUCGAAUUGUGUGUGGAUUCUCUUUGUGUUUUUGUUGGAAAAUCUCUGUACGGAAUCAUGUUUUAUAGACUUAUCGUUAUAAAUAUUUACUAGAACUAUUUUUACAACUAGUCCUUAUUACUGUUUAGUUAAUAUAGUUGUUAGAUAUAUUUUACUAUUAAUAGGUUUUGUCGAAGAAAUUACUCACUCUAGUGAACUCUACGAUGUCUUCUUCAGCAAUAAAUAUAAUGUAUCUAUUUGUAAAUAUUUGAAGCAUUUAUUGUAAAAAUACAGAGGAAGUAUAUUUUUCUUGGACGUCAAUACAAAUAUCUCUGAUUCUCGAGUAAAAGUGAUAAUAUUUUGAGGUGUGUAAAACGUGAUGAUUAUAAAAAGCCAGAAUCAAUAGAUUCCAGUUUCUUAGUAUAUUCAUUGUAAUUACAUGUUAUGAAUCGAGUUGUAGUCAUAUUUGUUUAAAAUCGAUGUUAGGCCAUAACCAGCGUACUUAACUAAAUAUCGUAAGUAUUUUCCGUAGAGAAAAGAGUGAGAAGGCCAAAACGAUUUUGCGCUCGGACAAAAGAUAACUUAGUUUUUGUUUUUGAACCAAAAUCUGCGUAGCGUAAGUUAGGUGUUAAAAUUAUUUAUUUUCGUGAUUUAUUUUGUACCUUCACUCGAAUUUGUAAAUAAUAUUACUUGCUAUAAAUGGCGCUGAACUUUAACGAAUAUAAAUAAAUAUGUCUGCCAAAUUAA
Messenger RNA from Ostrinia nubilalis (European corn borer), 2735 nucleotides. RefSeq lists its product as uncharacterized. NCBI's taxonomy places the organism in Eukaryota, Metazoa, Arthropoda, Insecta, Lepidoptera, Crambidae. The transcript has 4 exons. The record is from RefSeq and is a predicted model, not a curated record. Bases 297 to 1559 code for a protein of 420 amino acids.